AUUCUUCCCCUUGGUUCUGUUUGCCCAGAUAAGCUCACAUCGCACUCUCUUAGAGCGCACUCUCAAACUUGCUUGCUCUCCCUUCUAUCCUAGUUUCACUUGUCAGGAAUCAUGGGUCACGCUGGGCCAAGGGCAGUACAGGGAAAAAGGAAGAAAGACAAUGGAGACCAAAAGCAUGACUCGACAAAACCCCAGAAAAAGCAGACGACAAUCGAAGAAAUCCUCAAGGAUGCCAAGAAGGUGAACUUCAACGAUGGACCAGCCUGUGAGAAGUUCAGGGCCACAUACCUCAACCGGCUCUCGAAACGGCCAAAUUCACAAGGGUCACAUCCCUCCAGAUCCUCAAGAACUCCCAUCUCAGCUUCCAACCAAGCAGACGAGAUUCUCCAUGUCGUGGCACGAAAGCCAAACGAUGAGUUUGCGGAGCUCGAAAGCUUCACCAGGUGGGCCGUCAAGAACUACUCCAACCUACUCGAGUUUAAGUCAUCAUAUGGAGUCACACCACUUCACUUGGCCAUAGAAAACGAUAGCCACGUCUUUGUUGAGGUGGUUCUCUUGGCCCUCUGUGAGUCGGACAAGAUGCGGGUCAAAGAGCUUCUGCAGGAAGCAUGCCAUUUGGACAAUAACUGCCUGCAGAAAGCAAUUCAUCACUCGAGCCCUCUUACGGAGUCAAUCAUUAGCAUUCUCGCGGACGAGUCCGGACACGGAGACGCAGAAUUUACCACGACUGACAAUUCGGACUCUGAGAGCGGUGCUGAGGUUCCAAUCACCCAACCCUUGCCCCAGGAAUACCGAAACGUGUUCACCAGCAAGUCUUGCAACAAACACCAAGGUCAGGGCGGGUGGACGGCACUGCACUUCGCAGUCCGGUAUGAGGAUGGGGAUGGCGACAGCGACCAAGACAGCGCAAGUGACAGUGAGGAAGAUGCAUCAUGCUUCCCUUGUAUAAGCGAGACCUAUGUGAUCUUCGACUCCGAUCCAUCAGGCCCGGGGUCAUCAACUCGGACAUAUGAGACGUCUACCCGCGUCCAUGAACAACGUGAACAGGACGAGAAGUACCAGUGGCAGCGCACAUAUAACCAGCUGAGGGUUGUCCAACAACUGAUUGAGGCCAACCCCAUGGUUCUUCUGUACAAGGAUGAUAAGGGUCAUACACCGUUCCAGCUACGGCUUUCACAGAUAGAGGAUCGUGAUUCGGAGGCCAUCAUUGAUGUUGAUGAUGAUCAGUCACUGCACAACGAUUCUGAAGAAGAAUAUACAGCUACCAUCAGCAGUUGGCAGACCCGCACAAGUUAUCUGGGGGGUCAAAGGCAACAAGAUCAACAUAACUCGGGGGCGAGCACUACCAUUGCCCCGCUUGCGCCGACUCAAAGUCAGGAGAGCCAAAACUUCCAAGCAGAUGCAGACACUCUUGCAACUGAGGAUCAGCAGCUGAAGAGAAAACACCAGGUCGAAGUGCAAAUCAUCAACGAAGACAAGAUUCUCAGUUACAUCCGCGAGUACGUCAUCGACAAGUUUGAUCGGAGAACUGCUAUGCAAGCACUCUACAAGCCUGGAUUUGAACGAACCAUUGAGUUCGAUCUUUCGGGCCUGCCUUAUACGUCCAUCAACGCAAACUUUCUCGAGGGUCUUGGAAAUGUCUUGCACUUCGAAGGAUUGCUCAAAUAUGUUGCUCUACCGCGACUAAUGGUCGAAGACGAUCCGGUUAAAGAAGACAGCGGCACCAACAUGGAGGCUAUCAUCAAACGGCGACUUGAACAAGGGGGCAGAAGGUAUAAGGGCAAAGGUCUCCAGCACAUGACGACCAUCUUCAACUGGCUCAAGUUGGAAAACGUUAGAACGGUUCUUAGAGUGACGGUGAUCGACGACACAGAGCCCUCGCAUUCGGACGAGGCUAUCGAGGCCUGCAUGAAGGGGCUCAAUGUCCGGAUAUGGAAUUGGCGGAAGAUGGACAUCUGCUCAGACGUCAUUUUGUGCUCGGCACCAAAAGUAACGGAUGUUACGCUGUAUUCUUCGGGGAAUAACGCGGUACUUGUUGGCUGGUCGAGUUUAAUUGGCCUGCCUCAACUCAAGAGCCUGAGAAAGGUCCGCAUAUAUGUCCGAGAGGGACUGGAGUCAUCUGCGAGAUUCGAGCAGUACAAGAAGAAGUUUGUGGAAGAGAUUGCCAUUUUCAGGCCCGACAUCAAGGUGUCUUGGGGCAAUGACAUUCCCAGUCGCCAUUCCCUCUUCGUCGGUCACAGCUCCGACAAACUUAUCAGGGAGUCAAAGUGGAUGAGAACGAUGAAGCAAUUUGCCGACUUCCUUCGUUCCACGAUUGACGCAAGAGGCGUGUCAGCGGCGCCACUGGUCAAGAUUGCCAUCAUUGACGACGGCAUCGACAGCACCCUUGGCGUCUUCUCGGGCCGGAUCCAGACCGGCCAGUCCUUCUACAAACCCGGUUCCGGCCGCGGUCACGGUUCCUACUACGUCCCUACCGGUCCCCACGGCACCCUCAUGGCGCAACUCAUCUGCGAGAUCUGCCCUGUCGUCAAGCUGUACAUCGCCCAGCUGGAACCGGCUCCCAGACACGACGGACGCCGCGGGUUUACCCACCACAGCGCCAUUGAAGCGAUCAACUGGGCGGUCAGCCAGGGCGUUGACAUCAUCUCCAUGAGCUGGAGCAUCGACCCUGAGAAGAACACGAUUCAGCCGCUGGAGGACGCGCUGCAGGAGGCAGCAAGACGAAAGAUUGUCAUGUUUUGCUCUAGCAUUGACGAGGGCCCUAUGGUUGACGACCAUACCUACCCAGGGAGGAUUGCGGCCUGCAUCAAGAUCGGGGCAUCGGCGGGUGAUGGUGCGAAGCUGUCGUGGGUAUCGGCUAACAGGAGCAACUUUCUCUUGCCGGGGGACGAGACUGUGCACGUCGGUCGCCACCACAGCGGACACAGUACAUCUGGUGGGGGUGGUGGUGGUGGUAGGCAUGGAUACGGAAACGAGUUGCCGACCGCGGGGAGCUCGAUAUCGACCGCGCUGGCGGCCGGGCUGGCGGGGGUACUGAUCUAUUGCGACCGAUUGACUCAGUUGUCUGUCGAUGAUUCUGAUGAAUACGAUGGACCUAUUGACUUCCGGGCCUCUGGAAAGAUGAAGGCGGCCUUUGAGGCCAUGUCGUCGGAGACGGAAGACAAAAAGUUCUUGCAGGUGUGGAAGUACGUGCCCUUGCAAUUGGACGCCUCCAAGAUCCCUGGGGUCGGCAACAGGACUUCCAGGCCGGCGCCGAGACCGUUGAAAUGGAACUAUGGUUCGCAUCCGGAAGCGACUGAGGAAACGAAGAAGAAGCUUAUUGCCUUCCUGUCUUCCCUCGGCAAGUGAGAGCGCCUCUACCAAAAAGAGAUAUCGGUGCGGAACCACCCAGGGCCGAUGGCAGUAAUCGCUCGCAUUUAAAACACAGGGAAGGUCUCUGCUUUUCCAGUGAGUGGCGUCGUUCUACCCGGGCUGACGGUGGUAGUGUAACUAUUAAGCCCAAAUUUAGUCAUAACGAGAAUUAGGUUAAGAAGUGAUUUUUGCUGUGCAAGUCUGGUUUCGGUUUUGACAGGACAUUGGUCAACUGAGAUGCCCAAC
This is a messenger RNA of Neurospora tetraspora, 3597 nucleotides long. RefSeq lists its product as uncharacterized. The transcript has 6 exons. NCBI's taxonomy places the organism in Eukaryota, Fungi, Ascomycota, Sordariomycetes, Sordariales, Sordariaceae. Gene Ontology annotation, molecular function: serine-type endopeptidase activity. The record is from RefSeq and is a predicted model, not a curated record. The coding region runs from base 112 to 3348 and encodes 1078 amino acids. Gene Ontology annotation, biological process: proteolysis.